UUUAACAACCCGAAACACGAAAAAUAUUGCAAUAAAAACAAAAGCUUCUCAACCAAAAAGACAGCGACAUCCAGCAGCACCACCACAUCGAACGCCGCCUCGGCCCUGAAACAUCCCCAGCAGAGCAGCACACAGGUGCAGGAUAUCAAUUCGCCACUGAUACAGGAGGAUGGCGACAACAAGGUAUUGAAGCUCCGCUUCGACGUUAGUCAGUACGCACCGGAGGAAAUUGUAGUGAAGACUGUGGACAACAAACUGCUGGUUCACGCCAAGCACGAGGAGAAGUCCGACACCAAGUCGGUCUACAGGGAGUACAACCGCGAGUUCCUGCUGCCCAAGGGCUGCAAUCCGGAGCUGAUCAAGUCAUCCCUCAGCAAGGACGGCGUCCUCACGGUGGAUGCUCCCUUGCCACCACAAGCGCUGACCGCCGGCGAAACUAUGAUUCCAAUUGCCCAUCACUAGAAAGACCAUCCCGGGGGGAACGCAGCGAUAACAUCUAAAAUCUGAAAAUCAGUAGAGAGCGGGAGCAGCUCGUCUUUGAAGCCAUAUUGAUACAUUAGCCGCGCAGCGUGCAUUCAGUGAACAAAUGAACAGAAUCAUCAAAAGGAAAAAAAAACAAAUCAUUGCUUUUAUACUCAUCAUUGUUUCUAGUUUAGAAUUCACCUGCCAAGUAAUUGGAAUAGGAGAUCAAGCAAUCACUCCUAGAAGCAAAGCAACAGCAUCACUUGUAAGAGGAAACCAUUUUUUGAUAAACGAUAUUUAAUGUGAUAGGACUAGUACGCAUGCACACUAUUACUUACGAUUUGAUAACAUCUCCUAACACAAUUCUAUUGUUUCAACCAGUCAGUCACCAUAUGAAGCAUCCGGUUAUACAAAACACACAGUUUAAAGUGGCCUUUACUCAUCGGUUUUACGUCGCAUCAACGAAACAAAAAGCCUAACGGUUCUAACCUAUUCUAAACUUAGUUUGUUCAGGAAGAUUUUACAGUGACCAAUCGCUAUUGAUUCUUGCUAAAACUUAAUGUGCACCUCGACCGAUCCGAUUGAUAUUGCUAGCAGGGGUAACUCUGAGUACAUUAUUGUUAUAACAUUGGCGCGCAGCAGAGACAUGUUUUUUAUACGAACGGAAACUGCGUUUUAAGUGAGAAGGUUUCACACCGACUGGUAUUUGCAGAGCGAUUUCUUUUCUAGUUUUUUUGUUUUUCGAUGCAACAACAAUCGAUAUGUGUGUGAUGACACCAAGAGACCAGAUUUGAGUCGACUACAAUCGUUUGUGUAUUUGUGCUUUAUUUAUUUUAUAUAACGUAAAGUUUCUGAAUAAGGAAUAAAAUCAAAACAUCUAGUUUAA
Toxorhynchites rutilus septentrionalis is the source of this 1348-nucleotide messenger RNA. RefSeq names its product heat shock protein beta-1. Gene Ontology annotation, biological process: protein refolding; response to heat. Gene Ontology annotation, molecular function: protein folding chaperone. NCBI's taxonomy places the organism in Eukaryota, Metazoa, Arthropoda, Insecta, Diptera, Culicidae. The transcript has 4 exons. The annotation marks the transcript as partial. The record is from RefSeq and is a predicted model, not a curated record.